Xenia sp. Carnegie-2017 is the source of this 501-nucleotide messenger RNA. RefSeq lists its product as uncharacterized. The record is from RefSeq and is a predicted model, not a curated record. The transcript is spliced from 4 exons. Lineage: Eukaryota; Metazoa; Cnidaria; Anthozoa; Malacalcyonacea; Xeniidae. Bases 99 to 497 code for a protein of 132 amino acids.
CUCUCAAUGAAAUUUCUGUUCGACUGAAAUGUAAAAUUGUUGACAAGUUCGAACAUUUAGAAAGACUGGAGGAGGAGUUAAUUCUUAUUAAGCAAGAGAUGAGUAAUUAUUUGCGAUAUUACAAAGAUAUCGUUAUUCUAAAGUUGAAAGCGGAAGUAAAAGACAUGGAACAAAGUCUAAACUCAGAAAGAGUUUCAGUGAAAGACACUAGGGAAUGUUUGUCAAAUGAAAGAGUUGAAUCUGAGAAAUCCUUGUAUGCUUCUUCGUCUCAUAAAUCAAGACGUGUUAUUUUGGGUGAGAUAGCUUUGCGAUACAAGGGUAUAAACUUUGCAAAGCAACAGCUAGACCUUGGAUCCAAGCACUUCUCCUGUGUUAACAGUCGCGAUGUUUUGGAUACUUUAGUUAGCAAUGAGAGUGAUAUUGAAAGCUACAGCGACAAUGAAGACGAUGAUCUUUUUGAUGAUAAUGGUUCUGAUGAUAAGAUCAAUGAUUGCUAAUGUU